This is a messenger RNA of Orbicella faveolata, 1769 nucleotides long. RefSeq names its product radical S-adenosyl methionine domain-containing protein 1, mitochondrial-like. Gene Ontology annotation, molecular function: coproporphyrinogen oxidase activity; 4 iron, 4 sulfur cluster binding. Lineage: Eukaryota; Metazoa; Cnidaria; Anthozoa; Scleractinia; Merulinidae. Gene Ontology annotation, biological process: porphyrin-containing compound biosynthetic process. Gene Ontology annotation, cellular component: mitochondrion; cytoplasm. The record is from RefSeq and is a predicted model, not a curated record.
GUGCAAAGUGCCUGCAGUUGUUGAAACUUUGGCAGACCAAGCUUGCGAUCAUAACUUCCAGAUUAUAUCAUGAAAAAGGCUUGAGAUCGAACCCAAUGAGCGUCACGUCAAGAUGCAAACUACUCACAUCCCGGUUGCUUUCAAAAAUAGGUGAUACUAGUACAACGCGUCGAUAUUGUUUAAUAAACACAAUCCGAUUUCUUUCCAAUCCAAGAGAUCAUAGAGAUCAUAGCUGCAGUGAGAACGAUGAAGCUACGUUGUAUGUUCAUUGGCCAUUCUGCAGGCAGAUCUGUACAUUUUGCAAUUUUAACAAAUAUUUAAGUAACAAUGUGAACCAUCAGCGUAUGCGGAAAUGCCUUGUGACAGAAACAGAAACCCUGUUACAUUUGUCUGGUGUGAAAAGGAUUUCCUCAGUUUACUUUGGUGGAGGUACACCCAGUCUAGCAGAGCCUUUGACAAUCUCCUCAGUGCUGGAAACUGCAGCUAGGAUUUGCCAUUUGUCAAAUGAAGCCGAAGUGACGCUUGAGGCUAAUCCCACCUCAGCUGAAACUGACAACCUCAGACAUUUCUAUACAGCUGGGAUCAAUCGGCUUUCACUCGGAGUCCAGGCCUUCAGUGUGAGAGAUUUGACUGUAUUGGGGAGAGAUAACACCAUUAAAGAUUCACUGCAAGCAUUACAGACUGCAAGAUCCAUAUUCCCUGGGAAAGUUUCAAUUGACCUAAUGUUUGGGCAACCACACCAAACACUAGAUGACUGGAACAAGGAGCUGUCCCAUGCGUUAUCUGUGUGCGAUGAUCAUAUUUCAUUAUAUCAACUGACUCUUGAGAGAGGUACACCACUUUUUAAGAGUGUCAAAUCAGGAAAAUUGCCACUUCCUAAUCCUGAUGUUGUAGCUGAAAUGUACCAGUUGGCUGUAGAGACUUUGAUUGCAAAUGGAUUCCACAGAUAUGAAGUGGCAAACUUUGCAAGACCAGGUGCAGAGAGUAGGCAUAACCUGUCUUACUGGAAUGGCACUCAGUACAUUGGAGUGGGGCCAGGGGCCCAUGGCAGAUUUGUUCCUUAUGGAAGUGGAAGUGAAACACGACAAGCAAGAGUGCAGACACUAGAACCAAACCAAUGGAUGAAAGAGGUUGAAACAAGAGGCCAUGCAACCAGAACACAGAUAACACAAACAAAAUUUGUAAUAUUAGAAGAGGUUUUCAUGCUUAGUCUCAGGACGGCAGAUGGUCUUAGUAACGAGGUAUUGGUAAUAAUGUUAUGACAGUCAACAGAAAGUAAAGUGGAACCUUGAUACAGUGAAGGCAAAGACCGGCAAAACAUGUUCUCUAUAAUGAGGUUUCGUUGUAUCAAAGGUUCUUCUCCAUAUAUUUUUCUAUUACUGGCAGGAAGGAUAUUGUUUGUUAUGCCAAGGACUUUGUUAUAUAGAGAUUUUUUAAACUGAGGUUCCACUGUAACCAAAUUUUAUUAUGCUGUGUUAGGCAACUUUCAAACUUUUUUUUAGUCUACUACAGGUAGGUAAAUUCUAGCACAUGACCAUUCAAAUGAAGUUUUUCAUGUGGUGCUGUCUGUUUAUUCAAAUGGAGCACUGUUUUCCUAGUUGUAUAAGAAAAAUGUACCAUAUGUUGCAGAUGAGAUCUAGAAAAUCUGAGAGUGCACAAGAAACCAUUUGGCAAGUGCAUAAUAAUCUGCACAAGUGGAAUCAUUUCUUUAUUAAAAUCGCCUUAAAGACUAAAAUAAAAAUAAAAAUGCCCCCCAAAAACAUGCAUAC